Molecule: messenger RNA, 682 nt
Organism: Vicia villosa (hairy vetch)
Lineage: Eukaryota; Viridiplantae; Streptophyta; Magnoliopsida; Fabales; Fabaceae
Product: probable histone H2B.1
Exons: 1
Coding region: 51-497 (148 amino acids)
Biological process (GO): nucleosome assembly
Cellular component (GO): nucleosome
Molecular function (GO): DNA binding; protein heterodimerization activity; structural constituent of chromatin
Source: RefSeq, a predicted model, not a curated record
UCAAUCUGCAUCUUAUUCCAAUUCAAAAACCUUAGUUGUCAAUUUCUUCAAUGGCGCCAAAGGGAGAGAAGAAGCCUGCUGAGAAGAAACCCGCAGAGGAGAAAAAGACCACCGUUGCCGAGAAGGCUCCUGCUGAGAAGAAGCCAAAGGCCGGAAAGAAGCUACCCAAGGACGGUGGUGCUGCCGCCGGUGACAAGAAGAAGAAGAGAAACAAGAAGAGCGUUGAGACAUACAAGAUCUACAUCUUCAAGGUUUUGAAACAAGUUCACCCAGACAUUGGUAUCUCAAGCAAGGCCAUGGGUAUAAUGAACAGUUUCAUCAACGACAUCUUCGAGAAGCUUGCUGCAGAAUCUUCAAGACUUGCAAGGUACAACAAGAAGCCAACAAUAACUUCAAGGGAAAUUCAGACCGCGGUCAGACUUGUUCUUCCAGGAGAAUUGGCCAAGCAUGCAGUAUCUGAGGGUACCAAAGCUGUAACCAAGUUCACAAGCUCUUAGAUUGUAAAUUUUUUUAUUCUGUUUCCGAUCUUGUUUGCUGUGAAGAUUUUGAACUUUUAUCUUUUAUAAGUUGUAAUGAAGUAGUGGGAAACGGUAAAUCUUUACUGUGAAUGAAAAUGUUGGAUUUGAGAAGGUACAAUUGCGUAAUGGUUUAGUUUAAUGUUAAAACUUUUGUUGUUCUUUAA